This is a messenger RNA of Passer domesticus (house sparrow), 6436 nucleotides long. It is a transcript of the gene ZAR1, whose product is annotated as zygote arrest 1. The record is from RefSeq and is a predicted model, not a curated record. The coding region runs from base 28 to 1191 and encodes 387 amino acids. NCBI's taxonomy places the organism in Eukaryota, Metazoa, Chordata, Aves, Passeriformes, Passeridae. The transcript is spliced from 4 exons. Gene Ontology annotation, biological process: translation. Gene Ontology annotation, cellular component: cytoplasm.
CCCGGGGGCUGCCCCGGGUCUGGUGCGAUGGCCGAGGAGGCGAUGGCGAGCUACCUGUACGCUGCCUACCACCCCUACUCCUACCGCUACCCGCCGCCCAAGGGCAAAGGAGGGGCGGCGGCGGGCGGCUGGCGCCCGCGGGGCAGCGGCAGCUACUUCCCGGGCUACGGGGAGGCGGCGGCCGAGUACUUCGACAACUACCAGCGGGCGCAGCUGAAGGCCAUCCUCUCCCAGGUGAACCCCAACCUGACGCCGCGGCUCCGCAAGGCCAACACCAAGGAGGUGGGCGUGCAGGUGAACCCGCGGCAGGACGCCUCGGUGCAGUGCUCGCUCGGGCCCCGCACGCUGCUGCGCCGCCGCCCCGGCCCCGCCGCGCCGCGGCCCCGUGAGGCGGAGCAGGAGCUGGGCAGCCCCGCCACCACCAACACCCGCGCCGUGCGCUUCCCCCGCACCAUCGCCGUCUACUCGCCCGUGGCGUCCCGCAGACUCACCGCCUUGCUGGAGGAGCCGAGCCCGGAGCCGGAGCGGCGGCCGCAGCAGCAGGACAAGGCGGCGGCCGUCGAGCAGGAGCCGGCCGCGCUGUGGGAGCAGCGGGCGGCGGAGGCGGCUGCCGUGCGGGCCAGCUGGGAGAAGCCCCCCGAGGGUGGCGCCGAGCCGCUGGAGCAGCGCCCGGCCGAGCCACUUGGGCAGCGCUCGGCCGCCCCCCCGGAGCCGGCGACGGAGGCAAGCCAGGAGGAGCCGGCAGAGGUAGCCCAGGCGGAGGCGGCGGAGCCGUCAGCCCAGGCAGAGGCAGCGGAGCCGUCAGCCCAGCCCGCGGAGCCGCCGGCCUCAGCCCAGAAGCAGCAGUCGUCGGCGGGCAAGACCCGCCUACGCUUUCAGUUUCUGGAGCAGAAGUACGGGUACUACCACUGCAAGGCCUGCAACAUCCGCUGGGAGAGCGCCUACGUCUGGUGCGUCCAGGGCACCAACAAGGUCUAUUUCCGUCAGUUCUGCCGGACCUGCCAGAAGUCCUACAACCCGUACCGCGUGGAGGACAUCACCUGCCAGAGCUGCAAGCAGACGCGGUGCACCUGCCCCGUGAAGAUGCGCCACGUGGAUCCCAAGAGGCCCCACCGCCAGGACCUCUGUGGGAGAUGCAAAGGGAAGCGCCUCUCCUGCGAUAGCACGUUCAGCUUCAAAUACAUCAUCUGAAUGGGAUGGGAUUCUUUUUUUUUUUUUGUUUAGGGCUCGUCAAGAAAACUGCAAGUAGAGCAGAUUUCUUUUGUUGUUGUUUUUGUUGAUAUUGUUGAAGGUACUUGGUGAGAUGUAGCUAGGAAAACAUGAAAAUAAAAGUAUUGCAAAGCAUACUCAAAUGAUCAGGUGGGUUUGUGCUCAGAGGGUGCUUAGAGGGUGCAUAUUGUAAAUUCUGUAACUUGCAUAGGCAAUAAGCCUAGAGGUGUGUUGUAAUUCAGUGAUAGCCUUGGAAGCAACUGACUCAGGACUUUGUAGACUCUCAGGUGGAAAGGGUUUCUGUUACUGCUCCUGCUCUUGAACUAAUCAAAUUCUUGAAGUUAACAUCAAAUUGAUGUCUGCGUAGAUAGUAGACCAUCCUUUACGAUUAACAAAACACCAGUAGUAUUCACUUAUUUUGCACACCUCUAUUCAAUGUACAAAUUAUCCUGCACCUGUUCUUCAUCACUAGGAAAUUAUUGAGAAAUGCUGUGUAAGUACUGAAUCACUUCUACUGGUACAGCUGGCCUGCAUUUGGCUAAGUUGGUGUUCUUGUCUGUAGGUAAAAGACAAAGAAGGCUUUGCAGGGAUGCUCUCACAAAAUGCUGAGGAACGGAGUCACUGAUGUUAUGGCGAUGGUCUCUUGGUAAAUGUGUUGCUCAUUUUACUUGCACAAGGUUAUGGAGGGAAGUGACACUUCAGAGGAGCAAGGUGCAGUAACACUGCAUCUGCUUGGCUUCACUUUCAACUUGCAGGUGAAGCGCAAGAGCUGUGCACUUGGUGGAUUAUACUUGAAGAGUUUGAUCCAAUUACAGUUUAGAUGCCUACCAUCAGAAGGAUUGACACUCCCACACUCCUCUGGGGUUGGGUUUGCAGCUAGGAAUUGUACUUGUCCUGUUUGUUAGGAAUGGCAGAACCAGCACUGGUGAUGUGCAGAUGAUGCUCUCUGUGGGCUAUUGGUGCUCUCUAUAGCAACACCAUGCUUCAGCCAAGUGUUACAAGGUGACUCUGACUUGCAGCAUUACCAUCUGAGCAGGUUCACAAGCUAGUAAAACCUACACCACUGCUCUGUCUACCUUUUAGCUAUAGAGCUGGAAAAACUCAGAUGAAAACCUAUUCUUCUGAGAAUGCUACCGGCACUGUUAAUUUUUAAAUUGAGCGUAGUCAUCAAGCCUUUUGCAGGACUCUUGAGGUAACUUCUCUUUCAGAAGAGUGAUUUUUAUAUUUGCUAUAGCAAACUUAUCUACACCUGUACCCAGCUUACUCGAGGGACCAUUCUGUUAAAUGCUAGAGAGAAUCAGUCUGAGCCUGUGCUGUAGAACACCUUCAGUGCCAGUUUCUGUUAGUGGCAGCUAGUGUGUGGCAGGGUAGUCAAACAAUAUCCUUUGUAUCAGCAUUUCUGGUUUGAGGAGCAGUGAUUGUUAUUUCUAUAUGCUUAACUCAUCUUGUUGUAAAUUUCUGCCUUAUUUCAAUAUGCCCCUUGAACCUGCUGCAGUAGGCUUAAUGCCUCAGUGUCAAUUUAUUGCAAAGUAAUUUUAUUUGUUCUUGCUGCAUUCAUUAUUAUAGCAGUGUGAGGCAUUCUGGGAAGAAGUAGACCUACUCCCUCCAGAGCACAGCACAAUUCUAUUUCCUGCUUCUACCUGGAGUGUUUUCCCAUAUAUCACAGCAAAAGGCAAUAUCCCUUGCUUUACCAGCUUAGACUUUCACAGCAAAUUCCACCUUUGCCCUGUUCAAUUUGAAAAGCUGCCCUGCAGCUGGGCAGUGUUCUGUUGUAGAUGCACAUGCCUUGUACUCACCUGUAGUUACUGUGAUGAGCAGUGGCAAUCCUCCAGCCUGAGGAAUGCACCUGGCCCCACUGCCUCAGUUUGCAGUUGCAGCUGUGAUCUGGGAUGUCUUUAUUUCUGAGCAUAUUCCCAUCCAAGGAUGUUCUUCAAUGUUUUCCUGCUUGCCUUCCCCAUCCUCAUGGCUGUAGUCUGUUCCUGAUGUGUUGAGAAACUGACUGUGAUGAGUCUGUGCACCUUGGUAAUGAGUCAGAGAACUGCAGCUCUGUGCCAUGGCAGUAUGAAGUCAUGGCAAUAUGAGCAGCUGGAUUCUUCCUGUUUACAUAGGCAUCCUUACAAAACACGGCUUUGAGGAUUACUUGCUGUGAAUAUGGUGACUCUUAAAUGAUUAUCAGUAUAGCCCAAAGUGAAAUCUAAUACAACUUAAGGGCUGUCAUCCCCACUAACUACAGUCAAAGCAGCACUUGGUUCUGCAUGAUCACAUGUAGACCAGGCUAGCUGAUGUGAAGUGAGUGCUGUGCUUCACUAGCAGCUGAUGAAGGCUCCACAGGGCAGGUAGCAGCAAGGAGGCCCCCCCUGCAGCUGCUGCAAGGGGGUGGCUUGGGGGAGUACAGUGCAGUGGGCAGCCAUAUUAAACAAGCUUUCCUUUAUCCUGUAGCAUUCUGCAGUUUCAAAGUAGCUCUACAUCCCAUCCCUCUUACAUAAAUGUUAAAUGCUUUUACUGGUUGAUGCCCAAGUACAAUUCUGUACUUUGCAGCUGCUUUUCAGCUUUACUGCCAUGUCAUGUCUGUGACAGCACACACUGAUUGUGGCCACGCAGCAGGAAGGAAAGCUACUCCUGACCUGUAAUUAUGCAGAGUGGAAGGGUGCCAGUUGUUCAAAGCUAUCCUGAACUUGUUCUGUACAGCUUUUUCAUAAAGAGAUUCUUUUGCACAUGUUAGCUCAGUCAGUGCUGUAUUUGCUGCAUCUUACAGGACCUGUCUGAUGUUUUGUUUGUUUCUACACAGCUUUGCCAUAGCUUUGGAUUUGGCACAGGCCUGGCACCAUGUAAUGCAGGAUGACAGCUCAUGCAUUAGUUCAGUAAUUUUUGAAAAGCUUAAUGAAAUUAAAGCAAUAUCAAAAGACAGUCAUCUAACAUGAUUCUGCUCAAUAGGGUGGGUUCCACUAGCCAUUAUAAAUGCAGGAGGAUGUGUAACAUAAGGCAUUACAUAUAUGAAUUCAGGUUUGAGUUUCAUGAGAAAUCCAUUAACAGCUUCAGAAGAAAAAUGCUGCUUUUCAUCCUAGAAAAAUGCUGCUGCAAUGACAGGACAUAAAAGGAAAAAAAAUACUUCAGGGCAGCCAGGCCUCUGUUGCCAGUGUUUAAUCUGUUUAGCUAAAGUAUUUAAACUCUAGCUUGUAAAAAAUACACAAAAUGAGAGAUACAAUGUCUUUUAUUUUUACAAAAAAGCUGGUAAAAGAUGAUGUAAAUAAAAGUGUAAUGCAUCCCUAAAUAAAACUACCUCUCCCCUGAAAAUACUUGUUAAAUAAUUAAGAACACCAUCUACAGUACCACAAAACCAUCAAAAUAAUUAAAUUUUAUCAGGGACAGGGGAAAAAAAUACAGUGAAUAUGAAUGUGCCUUGACCAGUUACAGAACUUGUUAGGAUAACAUAACUACUGUCAGCAGUCCAACAGCGUGCACAGUGCCUUCAAUUAAUGCAUUUCAGCAUAAUUACAUUUCUAGUGGGGUCUAAUUCCCCCAAAAAGGCAGAGCUAAGAAUUUCAAUUCUACAUUCCAAACUCUGGAAUUAGAGCCCAUUAAAAAAAAUCACAGUGGGUAAGAGAUGUAUAUAAAAAUACUGGGUGUUCCUUUCAAAUCACAGGAAUUGUGGGACUACAUUCUUUUUUUUUCUGUAUUUUUUUCUUUUUUUUCUUUUUUUUUUUUUCCUACAAAAUGCUAUUGGUUUCAACAGAAUCCAGUUUCUUUUAUGCUACAGACUUUGACACUGAACUAUGAGUAUAUUGCCUGUUUGCAUGUUUUGGUAGUCAGGGUAUUUUUUGUCUUUUUUUUUUCUAUAGUCCCAAUUCCUUAGGCUUCAGUUGAGUCAUGAAGAUGCAUAUACAUGCAUUCCAACUCUUCAAACCCUGCAAGUACUGCAUGUGACUACCAAGAGGGAAUGCCCCCUUCUCCUCAUAGCUUUAUACACCUACUGUUUUAACAGUGCAUUGCACAAAUUUACAUGAAAAAUACUGGUUUUGCACUAUACAGUUUCUAGAAUAUAUACAGAAUAAAAUAAGUUAACUUCUAAUGAGAAUUGCUGAUGGGCAGCAUAUAUCUUUAAUAUACAUUUUAAAGUCUCUGCAGGCAGCUACUUUUUGGUUAGUUGUUAUCAGUAUUUUAACAUAAGCACUGGUCAGAGAACUGAGCAGCAUUCCAAUAAAGUUAACAGAUAUAUUAUUUCUUUUAGAAAUACUGGGAAAUCCCAGUUUAAAAUAUUAUUAAAUGUCCUAACAUUUACACACUAUGAGGAUUAGAUCUAAUAAAAUAAAAUUUCUUCAAAAAUAAUCUUGCAGCUCUUUUAAGCAUGCUCUGAGACCUUAUUUAACAAUCAUCCAUACCUUCAAAAAAACAACUGUCACAUAGCCAUACAUUCUAACUCACACACAUUAUUUCCUUAGAACAGACAACAAAAGCAAAUAAAACACUUGAGAAGUCAAUGGUUUUUGCAGUCGUGUAUCAUUCUACUCAUGUUUGACUGCACAUUCUUCGUGACAUUGCAAUGUCUCAUUAGGUGUUAAGCUGAUGGUUUUACUGCUGGAAAGCCAGGAAGCCUUGCAGGUCUUCAGCCAAAAUAAACCAGCCUUGAUUUUAGCCUCAUCCCACCUGCGGUACGGAUCCAACCUCUAGAGGCUGUUCUUGCAAGCAUCCUUUAUAGUUCUGUUACAACAGAAAAUAAUGCAUAUGUACGCAUUACGUUUAAGCCCUUUUCCUUUCAUGUAGUUUUUAUACAUAAAUUUAAUAAAAAAAUACUACUGCCACACAGGCUGCUGUGUAGAAAGAGCAGUCAAGUCGGAUGUUCAAUUUUCAGGGUUUUACUUGUGAUGAAAGUUUCUUGCUGUGAUAAAAGUGUGUUGGUUGUUAAGAUUGCUGGAGGUUUGUUUUUGUUCUUUUGUGAAAGGUGCUCAAUAAUAGUCUGAAGUAUCUUCAUCAUCAGUUCUUUUCUAAAUGACAGCUGUUCAGAAUCCAGUGGUCACAAGAUUUGUUCCUGUUUUGAUCUUCCCUAGAAGCUGACAGGAUUGCACCAUGCGGAGAGACUCUCGGAUUUCUAGAUUAAGUUCCAUCAGCUUUGAGCUGGCCUCAGACAUAUCCUGGUUGGAGCCUACUACUGCAAAGCUGCCAGUUUGGCCAAGUGUCUGAUGACGGAAAUAGAUGUGCAGCAAUGUUUGAACUGGGUCCUCUUCAGAAC